GGGAACUUUGUGACUAUGAAACUUAGGAAUAAUUGCAAAAUAUAGUAAAAAAUUACCAAAAAUCCCUCGUGAAUCAUUAACCUGCCCCUUGGGUGUGAGGUUUUUAGUUUAGUUUGCCCGGAAAGGGCUUCUACACUCACUAUUCUUACACUUUUUUUUGUAAAGAAUGUGUGAGACAGACAGUUAGCCAGCUAGCCAGCCAGCUAGCUAGCUGAGAGAGGUGAUACAGGCGGCAGGAGAACAAAAGAUUUUUUUUUUUUUUUUUUGGCGUUUUGGCCGCUCGUACUGACACCAAGUCCAUGCAGAACGUGUCGUUACCACCACAAUGCCCGUUUUACUUUUUCUGAUAGACACGUCCGCUUCAAUGAACCAGCGCACCCAUCUGGGCACUACCUAUCUGGACGUAGCAAAAGGCGCUGUUGAGACUUUUAUGAAGCUCAGAGGCAGGGACCCGGCCAGCCGAGGGGACCGGUACAUGUUGGUAAAUUUUGAAGACGUUCCGCUCGGGAUAAAGGCCGGAUGGAAGGAGAGCCACGCCACUUUCAUGACAGAGCUGAGGAACCUCCAAGCAACCGGGCUCACAGCUAUUGGACACUCCUUGAGGACCGCUUUUGAUUUACUCAAUCUCAAUAGAUUAGUGACUGGGAUAGACAACUAUGGACAGGGAAGGAACCCCUUUUUCCUCGAGCCCGCCAUCAUCAUCGCCAUCACCGACGGCAACAAGUUGACCGGCAGCAGUGGAGUCCAAGACGAGCUCCAUCUCCCUCUGACCACCCCGCUGCCAGGUAGCGAGCUGACCAAGGAGCCCUUCCGCUGGGACCAGCGUCUGUUCUCCCUGGUGCUACGCAUCCCCGGCAACGCGUCGGUAGAGCCCGAACCCCUCGGAGGCGUACCGCCCGACGACUCGCCCAUCACCCCCAUGUGUGAGGUCACCGGAGGUCGCUCGUACAGCGUGUUCUCACAGCGUAUGUUGAAUCAGUGUUUGGAGUCUCUGGUGCAGAAGAUCCAGAGCGGAGUGGUGAUAAACUUUGAGAAGACGGGGCCCGACCCUCCUCCACUUGAGGACGCUCCAGCUGAGACAGUGAAAUCCGGUCUGCAGCCUUGGCAUUGCUGUCACAAGCUCAUCUAUGUACGACCCAACCCUAAAACCGGUGUUCCUAUCGGUCACUGGCCCAUCCCGGAGGCCUUCUGGCCGGACCAGAACUCCCCCACACUGCCCCCCCGCUCAGCCCACCCCCACGUACGUUUCUCCUGUCUGGACGCGGAGCCCAUGGUGAUAGACAAGGUGCCCUUUGACAAAUAUGAGCUGGAGCCGUCGCCUCUAACACAGUACAUUUUGGAGAGGAAGUCUCCGCACACCUGCUGGCAGGUGUUUGUGUGUAAUAGUGCCAAGUACAGUGACCUGGGCCAACCCUUUGGCUACCUGAAGGCCAGCACGGCUCUGAACUGUGUCAACCUGUUUGUGAUGCCCUACAACUACCCCGUGCUUCUGCCACUUCUGGACGACUUGAUUAAAGUGCACAAGUUCAAGCCUACCAUCAAGUGGCGGCAGUCCUUUGAGAACUACCUGAAGACCAUGCCUCCAUAUUAUAUCGGGUCCUUAAGGAAGGCUCUGAGAAUCAUGGGAGCGCCAAACCUUUUAGCAGAUAACAUGGAGUAUGGCCUGAGCUACAGCGUGGUCUCCUACCUGAAGAAGCUCAGCCAGCAGACAAAAAUCGAAUACGACCGCCUGAUCGCCUCCAUCGGGAAGAAGCCCACACCAGACGCCGGCAUCAAGGUGCGUUGGCGAGGUGGAGGCAUAUCUCUGGCCCAGCGUAGGGACUUCAUCCAGCAGCUGCAGAGUCUUACAGGAGAUGCUCCAAGUCUACCCCUGGAACUCAACCCCAAAGAGUUCCAAGGCUUUCACCUGGCACUACUCAACAAGGGUCUGAAGCCGCAGAGCUUUCGGAAUCCUUACGACAUCCCUCGCAGCCACCUGCUGGACCAGCUCAGCCGCAUGAGGAGGAACCUGCUCAACACCAGCGUCUGUAAUCUCAGAGGACAGGACUCAGACCAGCUCCACAGCGUGCCAAUAGCCCAGAUGGGCAACUACCAGGACUUCCUCAAAGCUGCUCCUCAGCCUCUUCGAGACGCCGACCCUGAGCAGCCCAAGCGCCUGCACACAUUCGGCAACCCCUUCAAACUAGACAAGAAGGGUAUGAUGAUCGACGAGGCGGAUGAGUUUGUGACGGGCCCUCAGAACAAAGGCAAGAGACCAGGAGACAGCAGCAACAUGCCAGGCGGAGGGCCCAAGAGGCGCCGCUGCAUGUCACCUCUGCUGCGCCUGGGCCGGGCCUACACCCCCCCUGUGACCCCUCCUGCCAGCCCUCGACCCACAGCAGACAUGGAGGACGGAGCCCCGGAACCAGAACUGAUUAUCAACCACCUCAAUCAGAACCACUACAGUUCAGACGGGAGCUCGGAUUCAGAGGGGGAUCAUCCGUCAGGACCCGCCGACCACCAGGAGAACCACACGGAGGCAGACCCCCAGGACUUGCUGCACGGGGACGGGGACGGGGAUGGGGAUGUGGACGAGGAGGAGGAGGAGAACGGGCAGCCCCAGGUCGAGGAGCUGCCGCCGAGCAUGGAGGGAGGAGCAGAGAUGGUGCUGGUGGACGAUCAGCAGCAUCGAUACCUGACGCCCGCCGCUCUCAAGAAGCACAUUCACAACGAGACGGUGAAGGUCAACAACGAGCUGAGGGCGCUCAUCACCAAGGAGAUCAGGAAACCCGGCAGACACUAUGAGAAGAUCUUCUACUUCCUGAAGCAGAUCCAGGGCACUUUGGACACCAGGCUCAUCUUCCUCCAAAACAUCAUCAAAGAGGCAGCCAGGUUCAAGAAGCGCGUUCUCAUCGAGCAGCUGGAGAACUUCCUAGAAGAGAUCCACAACAGAUCCAAUAACAUGAACCACGUGGACACGCUCUGAGACCGGCUCACCUCCCCUCCCCCAUCCCAAAAUCCCAAUCUGAAUUUACAGAUGUUGAACCUGACAACCCUCCAUCCCUUUACCCCCCACCUUUCCCUCCUCCUCCUCCUCUUGCACAGGGUCACCACGGAGACGAGAAAGGACAGGCAUCCAGCUCUCAAACCAUCGGCUCUUCAGUGGACUCUUUAUGUUCUCAACAUCAAUAACGUUUAUGUUGGUUUCCAUGCCGUCUUUAUUAGAAGCUAAAGGCGGUGUGGAGCCCAGAUGAUGCAGAUUAGUAGAAGCGUUUGUCUUUGCUACAGGUGAAUGUUUUGCCUAUGCAACAAGGUUUAAAGCCUGUAGAACAUCUGUGAGUGUCCUUACCCUCGAUUACUCUCCUCCUAAACGAGAGCGCAUACUCUCUCAAACAGGGAGGAGCAGUAAACGAGGACACGGCAGGACUUUCCAGAUGUGAUCAGUCAUGUUUUUAUCUGUGAUGGAGCAAUGGCGUAGGCAGGGUUCAGGUCGUGUAUGUGGACGUGUGUGCGUGCGCGUUUUCAGCCAACUCAGGGUCACACAGGAUCCAGCGGAGACGCUCAUCAACACUUCUCUUCCCACAUGCCUUCUCAUGCAGUCACCCCCUCCCUUCCCUUUGUGUUUGGUCUUAAGUUAAGGUUUUUUUGUGUGGUGGGAGGAUGGGAGUCUGUCUUGUCUGUUUUUUGACUGUCUAUUUACUUUCUACACUCCACUAACAGAAGCACUCCAACGCUGUGCUCAUAAAUGAGUAAGACUUGGCUCAAAUAUUGAAUUUGUCGACUUACGGUUUUACCUCCCAGACUAACCGUUAAUUUAAUUGAGCUGUAAGUCAAGAGUGACAAAUAUUUGUUCUCUCUGAGGGGAAAAAAAAAUCCACGUUAAACUUAACAAGUUAUUUUUUCUUCUUCUUUCCAGGGAGCUCAAUACAAAGUCGAUCAUUUUUGAAUGAUGCAAAAUUAUUGGUUACAAAUGUUGAAAUACAGGGACAAAAAAAAAAAAGCUCAGGAAGUGACACUAAUGCAUCACGAUCAGCAAUAACAUCAGAGCCACUUUUACUCAUUUUUCUCAUUUUAUUUGAACAUGAAACAGCUGAUAUGUAACACAAACUCGUUCCCUCUGGAGUGCUGAUGAACAGAGGUUUCGGAUGCCAGCUUGUCCCAACGUGCUGGUCGCUGCCAAAUAACUUAAACCCGCCCUUAAACUCCUCUCUCCCCCCGCCAUUGAAUCUCAAACCAACUCUUUGUCACUUUGAACCCGUGAAUGAAUGCACUUGUGUACAUUUGAGAAGUCUUAUUUAAUGUAACUUAAAAAAGGAAAAACCUUGCUGCAAUUUUUUUGUUUUUGCUAACAAUCUUCAUUCUUCUUUUUUUUUUUUUUGGUUCAAUUUUCUCAAAUAUACACAAAUAAUCAGAAUUAAGGUGUAGAGGUCAAGAGUUGAUUUCGGAUUCAGGGGGCAGCCCUCUUCCGUUCCCUCCCUCCUUGGACAGGGACCAAAAUCUGCCAUACUUGUCUUUUUUUGUUUGUGAAGAGGCCGCUACCAAAAGAGUAUUUUGAAUACACUGUAAAGUUGUAAAUAACCCUAGAUUACUAUUUAAAGAGAAUGUUCAGUUGAAAAAAAAUGGCCUUUUUGUAAGUAUUUCCAUGAAUAAAGUUUCUAUUUUACACUGUGAAGGGCCAUGUAA
Messenger RNA from Scomber scombrus (Atlantic mackerel), 4662 nucleotides. RefSeq names its product integrator complex subunit 6 (gene ints6). Gene Ontology annotation, cellular component: integrator complex. The transcript has 18 exons. Gene Ontology annotation, biological process: snRNA 3'-end processing. Bases 326 to 2965 code for a protein of 879 amino acids. NCBI's taxonomy places the organism in Eukaryota, Metazoa, Chordata, Actinopteri, Scombriformes, Scombridae. The record is from RefSeq and is a predicted model, not a curated record.